Messenger RNA from Crotalus tigris (Tiger rattlesnake), 8900 nucleotides. RefSeq names its product WD repeat domain 55 (gene WDR55). The coding region runs from base 3798 to 4922 and encodes 374 amino acids. The record is from RefSeq and is a predicted model, not a curated record. NCBI's taxonomy places the organism in Eukaryota, Metazoa, Chordata, Lepidosauria, Squamata, Viperidae. The transcript has 8 exons. Gene Ontology annotation, molecular function: protein binding.
ACUGGUGGUACUCAAAUAUUGUCAUGUCCUAAAAGUGGUACAAUCUGUGAAAAGGUUGAAAAGCCCUGAUCUAGUGAACUUUAUUGAUGUAUUUGAUAAACAUUUGGAUAUGAUUAAGUCAGUUCUGAAUGUAUCUUUACUAGAUUAUUUUGUUAAGCGAAUGAAAUAAGUUUUUCUGAUUCAGUUAUAUCAUCUAUAAUGGGAGAGUACUGAAGCAUUUAGUCAAAGUCUAAUUAUCCCUGUGCCUUGCAAGAAAAAAAGCAAUGGUUAGCUAAAUAUUUAGAGGAGAAAUAGAAAGAAUCAACUGUAUAUCCAUUCUACCUCAUGACCCAUCUACAAAUUUGGUCAUUGCUAAAUAGGAAUUUAGCCAGCUUUUUGUUUUCAAAGCAGAAUUUUAAUUAUAUGGUACCAAACAAAGGGAAUGAAAAAAAGAAGACUCAGAUACCAAGCUUUGGGAUUUAAACACAGCAACGGCAUAAUUGUGUACCAUCUAUUUGGGAUAUGGAUGGGAAAUUUAUAAAGAUUCCAAAUCUAUUAAUCAGUUGUGUUCUGAGUAUUAGUCUAAGCAAUAUUUUUCUAAUUUCUCAUUAAUAGAAACUAUCUGUUUCCUGGUAUGGACAGCAGCAAUUACUAUAUCUUCUCUGCAGUGACAAAUCAGGCAGGCUUAGUGAGUGGAGCUUCUUAAAGAUUAUGAUUAUACACUAUAAAGUUUAGAAAGAAAAAAUACAAAAGAUGUAGCGAGAGGCAAAACAUAAUGUUUUAAAAACUCAGCAUUUAAAUACAGCAUUAUACAGUUUUAUUGAUUAAUCUACAAUGCAAUAAGGAGCCAUUUUGUAAAACUAUCGAUUCAAGGUAAUAAAUUUAUUAUAAAAUCCAUUGUAAACGAAUGAUCUUUUUUGCUACAACCCAUGCUUGAUAAAUCCAUAGUUCAUCAUAUACUGAUAUAUUAUACAUGUUGGUAUAUAAUUCAAUACUCUAAGAAAUACAUUUAAUAUUCUUUAUGACUAAUACAGUUAAAACUUUUGAACAAAAUUGUGAAAUCAUCUUUAAAUUGAAUAUAUCACUCAUUUGCUAUUUUAAACAACUCAAAUUUACAUUGUGAGAACAACUGAAAAGUUUUAAAAUCUUAACUGGCAAUAAUCUGAUCAGUAUUGAUACUGCUUAUUUGUCCAUGACUUUAAAAAAUUAUCAGUCCCAGCAUCUCCCAAAUAUGCUUUAUAGCUUGGAAUGAUGGAAAUGCAGGGGAAAUUUGACAAAAAACAAACCUUCUAUCAAGGUAUCAGAAGCAUCGCCUAAUACUUUUCUUACUGCACUCAUAAUGGUUUUUAGAGUUGAUCAGCUUGAUAGGGAGAAUCUAUAAAAUGCAAAAUGUGUGCUCAGGGAUAAAACUGUAAGACAGGAAAGUUCUAAAAAAAAAUCCACUAUCAUAAUACCUGUAAUUUUUAUAAUAUUUUUUUUCUUUUAAGCAGAUACUCCAUUGUUCUCAUUCAUUCUUGGUUCUCAGAAAGGCCCAAUCACUAUUAUUGUGCUCCUUCAUUUCAUAUCUCAUAUCACAUUCAUUCAGAAUGUUGCACAAUUUUGCCAAAAACUAAUCACUGAUUCUUUAUUAUCAGCAGAAGAGUCAUAGGUGCCUAGUAUAAACUAGUGACAAAAAUGAUUAAAUGUGUGUGCUAUGCAAACCCAAGCUUUUCAGAUUUGUGCCCUAAUUAGGUGCAACUAUGUUUAUUGUUCAUUUGUCAUCAAAAAUGUAUCCCUGAUUAUCAUAUUUUUUAUAUUUUUAUAUACUAAUGUGGGUGGAUUAUCAGAACAAAAAUAUAUCUACAUACUUUCUUUUUUCUUAGUUUCACAAAUAUCUACUUUUAUUUCUUACAUUUCAUUCAUUAAUUCACACACUUCAUAUACACCUCUCACAUUCCAAAUGGCCAUCUUCCAUAUGCCAUUGUUGUCACCAGAUAGUCCUAUAGAUAAGUGUUUGUGAUGCCACCCAUCAUGGCUUUACUUAAACUUGGUUUUCAUAUGCAGUACCCUUUUUUUAACUAAGUUACCAACCUUGUAAAAGUCACCAGUUUCUGUUCUGAAAUUGCAGUAAGUUACACAAUCCUUACCAAACUCAUGUUUUUUUUUCAUUUUCACAGUUCAGUUCUACAGUAUGUAAACUGUAGCUCUCUCCAGUCUAUAAAUUCUUACUUUUGUACUAAUUCAUAACAAUCUGAUAUCAGUUCAAACCUCUGGCAGGCAUUUUACCCUCUUUGUUUUAUAAUAAAGCCUAUAGAGCAGCGGUUCUCAACCUGUGGAUCGCGACCCCAUUUGGGGUUGAAUGACCAUUUUACGGGGGUCACCAAACAAUGUGAUCUGCAAUUUUUUUUCGUCAGCUGGCGCAGGGGGUGGUGCCGCGCAUGUGCGCCGCCUGCGUAUGACCGGCGCCGCCGUAUAAAAAGGUUGAGAACCACUGCUAUAGAGUAUCUUCACUUUCAUAUUAAACAUUUCAUAUUAAUCAUUUUGCUACACGACUGGGUUAUAUUCAGAUGUUUCCUUCCUGUUUUCCUUUAUUUUACAAAAAACUUCUAAAGAAAGUUAAUGGAUCUGAGUUGACAGUAGCUAAUUAAAGAAAGGUAUGAUGGAUCAGUUAAAAAAACCCAACUCUGACUUUUAUUUUGAAAAAGUGCUUGAAAUUUUAAGAAAUUGCCGGAAAGAGGAAACUGUCAAUACAGUAAUGCUUUCAUAGAAGGCUACAUAUGUCAAGAUGGACAUAUGGGCUAAUCACUUCUGAACUUUGAAACUCCCAUCUCCUUCAGUCUUUGUUCCCAGUGAAAGGAUGUAUGGCAUGCAGUAACAGUGAAAUAUAAAUUGCUUGCCACAGUUCGAAUUCUCCUUGUUAGGCAUUGUCUGCGGUUUUGCAUUUUAAUAAAAUUCCUACAUUUCCAUAAUCAAAGUUUUUACAUUGUCAAGAAAAUUAGCAAAUGGGAAUUCUUUUGUUUUAGCUAAAACAACUUGUAAAAUCCCAUGUAUAUAGCCUGCUCUCUGGCAGUACAAAUAUGUGUAAUUUAUCUGGGAGGUGGAGCAAAGGAUUUUUUAAAAUUUAUUUUUAUUUUUUGCAUUUGAUAAUAUGAAAGUCCAUACUUGUACCUUGGUGUCAAAAUUUGUUGACAAAUCAAUAUCAUGUCAUGAUAUUGGAGCUGGGUUAAUAGGAUUCUUCUUGUGAGAGAAACACAUGAUUUUUAAGUGUUAGACUUUAGAGAUGCAAUCUGUAUGUGAGCUAUACAAAUCAUUUAGAAUCUUUCUAAAUGUGACAUUUGGUUGAGACUCAGCAAUAAAUAUUUGCCUUUGAAUUUCAGUCUUUGUCGGGUGAGAAUAAAGGAGCUUUGCAAACCACAGAUACGAGGAAAAGCUCCCAUUUCUUUCUUUCUCCAGGAACAUUCGUUUCUUUUUGUUUUUUAAAGUCCUUUGCUCCGAGCAAGGAAAGAUCAAAGCCUUAGUAGUCAACAUUCUUGAUAAGGUUGGUAUUACGGGAUUAAAUAAAAAUCCUCCUUUCAGCUUUUAAUCGUUUCUUACUUUACUGAUGUUGGAUCCCUGCUGCCCAGUAAACAUUAUCGAUAGUGCAUGCUGUAUGGCUACUUCGGUAUACAAAAUAACCACAACAGAAGGCCAACCUGCAGUUCAACAAUCAGCACGCCACUUUUUCUUUCCAAUCUCCUUGGCUUCCAGAGGAAAAGUGCUCGCUCCGCCUAUCCUUUUGCUGCGCAGGCGCCCGCAGUUCCCAACACGCUUGUGCCCCGAAGCAGAAUGCUGUAGUGAAAAUGGCUGCGCCUGACACUGUACAUUCAGAUGAGGAAGAACUUGGACUGGAACCUAGACUUCAUGAUACUCCUGAAGACAUUUUCUUUGAGGCAGCAGCAAAUACCAUUGACUUUCACCCCUCCCAGGACAUCAUAGCUAUUGGAGAUGUUGAUGGUGAUGUCUAUGUAUACUCAUAUUCCUGUUUGGAAGGCGGAAACAAAGAACUUUGGUCCUCAGGUCAUCAUUUAAAAUCCUGCCGGAAAAUAUCCUUUUCACAAGAUGGACAAAGACUUUUCACAGUGUCCAAGGAUAAGUCCAUUCAUAUCCUGAAUGUGGAGGAAGGCCGUCUUGUGACACGAUUCUCCAAGGCUCACAACUCAGCUUUGAACAGCCUGUUGGUGAUAGAUGAGCAUUUGUUUGCCACAGGAGAUGACAGUGGAGUGUUGAAAGUAUGGGACCUGCGCAAGGGCACGUCCAUCAUGGAAAUGAAGCAGCAUGAGGACUACAUCAGUGAUAUGAUCAUAGAUAGAAACAAGAAGCUGCUUCUCACUACCAGUGGAGAUGGAACAAUGGGAGUCUUCAACAUUAGGAGAAGGCGUUUUGAGCUUCUCUCAGAACCUCAGAAUGGAGACUUAAUGGCUAUAUCUCUGAUGAAAAGGGGAAGGAAAGUAGCCUGUGGCUCCAGUGAGGGAACAAUUUACCUCUUCAACUGGGAUGGUUUUGGCGCCACCAGUGACCGUUUUGCACUGAAGGCAGAAUCCAUAGACUGCAUGGUUCCCAUAACUGAGAGCAUUGUGUGCACAGGUUCCACUGAUGGAAUCAUUAGGGCAGUAAAUAUCUUGCCCAAUCGAGUGAUAGGAAGUGUCGGGCAGCAUAUGGGUGAGCCUGUUGAACAGCUGGCUAAAUGUCAUACAGGCCAAUUCCUGGCCAGUUGUGCCCAUGACCAAAAAGUGAAAUUCUGGGACAUCUCUUCACUUAGUUCAGUGAUUGUGGAUGAUUAUAGAAAAAAGAAGAAAAAUAAGCAACUGAAGCCUUUAAGUCGCAAAGCAUUUGGCAAUGGGGAAGAUUUCUUUGCAGACUUGAAAGCGGUGGCAGCAGACUUGGAGAAAGAGAAUGAUGGACUUUCUGAGACUGACAGCGACUGAAAGACACACACUGAUCCGAUUAGAGGCUCAUUUCUCCGAAAGGACAUUUUGGAAAAGCUCAGCUAUGCUGCAUUUUCAUACUGAAGAAUAAGCUUCAGGGUAUUUAAAUUUGUGCUCUGUGGGCAAAGUUUUGAUAGCCUAAUAAAACUAAUAGCACAGAAGAGAGCUAAGAAUUUUCCUAGCUCUGGGAGACAGGGGAGAAAGGGGAAAUGAAAUGUCAUUAUAUGUGGACAGUUAGAAUAAGGGGGGAAAAAUUAUAUAUCAAAAGAGUUUUCCUUGCAAAGGCCACAGGUCUAUUUCCUCCAUGGAGUGAUGCUUUUAUUUUGCCACACAAAAUAUUUAGGAAUCAGGCUAUUGCUCCACCUCGCAAGUGGAUUCCAUUUCAUUGCUAUGAAACAAGGAUAUCUCUUAAGCUCAGAAGAAAACAGAUUUAAAUAAUGAAUUGAUGUUCAUGACGGAACCUUGGGGAUUUCUAAAUUAUUGUUUUUCUGGGGUUUUAUUUAAAGAAGAAAAAUAGGAUAAUUCCACAUAUGAAGAUGCAUCAAUUUAAUAUACAGGUAAUCCCUGAGUUAUGAGCAUUCACUUAACGCUCGUUCAAAGAUAGGUGAUGAGCACCCCCUAGUACUUACGAGCAAGUCCCAAAGUUAAGAAUAUUGCAGCAUCAUGCAAGUCGUUCGCCCUUACGAGCGACUGCAGUGUCCCUGCAACAUUCACCCUAGUUAUUCCCUCCCUCCCGACCCGCGCCCGGGUCUCCCUAGGCACCAGGACUUCAAUACUCACCCUGUGAAGAUCAAGAUCCUUUGCGUUUUUGGCUGCUCCAGGCCUUUGGUGCAUUCGCAGAGAGUGAAGGUCUAAAGUAACGAGAUCAGUGGGGUGAGAUCUCACGCUACUGAUCUCGCGUGAUCUCAUGGCACCCCCCCCCCCCGAUGGCCCGAUCUGUGCUCUGGAGGCCUUUUCCAGAUUGUUGUGGCCUGGAUCUAAGGUCGAGGAAGGCUUUUGCGCCCCCCCCCCAUGGCCCGAUCUGAGCUCAGGAAGCCUUUUCUUGGCCAAUUGGGCCAUGGGGGGGUGGUUGUGGAAAUGUUCCCCAACCUCAAAUCCAGGCUGCAGCACCCUGGAAAAGGCAUCCGAAGCCUGGAUCGGGCCACCGGGGGGGGGGGGGCUGUGGAAGCGUUCUCCGGCUUCAAAUCCAGGCUGCAUUGCCCUGGAAAAGGCCUCCAGAGCACGGAUUGGGCCAUGGGAGGGGGGGUUGCGGAAGCGUUCCCAGGCCUCAAAUCCGGGCUGCAGUGCCCUGGAAAAGGCCUCCAGAGCCCAGAUUGGGCCACACGGGAUGAGUGGAAGCAUUCCCUGGCCUCAAAUCCGGGCAGCAGCAGGAACCAUAGCAGAUAGGAGAUGGAUCUUUUCCAGGUGAGUCCGCCAUGGCAGGGAGGGGGAGGGGGAAGCAUGUGGUAUCCUAGUGGGUUGGGCAGGCCUUGGGGGCCUCUUCCAGCACUAGGCCCUCCAUGGCCUUCCCUACCCUGAGAUACCUCAUGUUUGCUUAACGAGCUGCAUGUGUUUUAAUGAAAAGGAGUGAUCUCGGACCUCGAAUGAGAUUCACUGUGAGUUUUCAAUUUACAAGUAGAAUGGGCAGGCUCCAUUCCACUUGUAACUCGAGGACUACCUGUAUUUGUGAACUACCUCAAGUGAAUUACGGUCAACAACCUGUUUGGUCUAGUGGUUAAGGCACCAGGUUAGAAACCAGGAGACUGUGAGUUCUAGUCCCAUUUUAGGCAUGCAAGCCAAAGACUCACAGUUCAAUACACAUCACAGAGUUGUGAGUAAAACGAGAAGGAGUCUUGUACAUGUUCUCUGCCUUAUAUUUUAUGAAAAUAAUAAAGAUGAGAUACAAAUAAAAGUUAAAUACAAAAUAUCAAUUUAAGCCCUGUAAAAUAAGACUAGGUUUAAAAGGGAAGAAGGAAAACAAAAAUCCUUUCUUACAGGAUUUAGGCAGGGGAUAUAUUGGUGAAGGAGAUAGAACAUAGAAUAAUAGGGUUGAAGGGACUUUGGAGGUUUUCUAGUCCAACCUGCCCAUUGCAGGAGAUCCUAUACCAUUCUGGACUUUGCUUGAUGAAAUGGAUAUGUGAUCAUAGAAAGAAUAACAGUUGAAAGGGACCCCGGAGAUCUUCCAGUCCAACCUCCACCCACCUAAGCAGGAGAUGGUCCACUAUUCCCUCCCAUGAAUUGGCACCUCGUCAAUUCCAGUGGAUAAUAGUUGAAGGUACCGUAAGAGACCCUUUGAUUAUGUAGUGGACCUUAUUUGAAUGAGGUUAACUUUGCUUGCUCUUUUUUUCCUUGGUUUGUUGUGCUUGUGGGUACUCUCAUAUCCAGAGAUUUUGUGCUCACAUUUCCAUACUUUAUGUCAGCUGAAAAUGCUGCCAUUGAAAUGUCAUCAUUUCGCUGUGAAUUUUUAAGUAUGAUCUUAAGGUAUUUUGAGUUUUGCAAUAGGAGGCUAGGGUGCUUAGAGCUGCCAACCACUAUUCUGGAGGAAAUAAGAACUAGCCAAUACAGGAUAAAACUUGGUUGUGUUUAAUGUACCUAUAUCAGGGGUCCCCAACCCCUGGUCCGUGGACCGACACCGGGCUGUGGCAUGCCAGAAACUGGGCUGUGCAAACAAGCAAAGCAUUAUCCACGGAUGCAGGCAGUACAUGAAACCACGCCCCCUCCGGUCCACAGAAAAACCUUUCUCCAAGGAACUGGUCCCUGGUGCUCAGAAAGUUGGGGACCUAUAUGACAACAGCAAACAUUUGAGUUUUAUACUGCAUAUUUAAAUGAAAUUGCAGGAAGUCCUCACUUAUUGACUGCCUCAUUUACUGACCACUUGUAGUUAUGCAUACCACUGGUGGUACUUUGACAUCUGUCAGGUGGUAGUGAGCUAGACGAGUGUAGUGGGGGGAUGAGCUGAACUGGCCGCAGCAUCGCACAGGGCUGGGGGAAGGUCAGCUGGAGCUGUGGUGUUGUUAGGCUCUGCUGAGGCCCCAGCGAUGCUAGAGCUCUCCUUGAGCCCCAGAAAGUGGCGCCCCUGGGAAAAGGAGGAUAGGAGAGGAUAUAAAAGGAGGUUUUAGUGGGAGAGGGAGAGGAAAAAAAGAUGGAGGGGAUGGAGAAAGAGGGAGAAGAGGAGAGGCUUCUGUGAGAAGCAGAGGGAUCAACGAAGGAGUAGAGGCUGUGAAAGGGAACAGAGAGAGGAAGAAGGGUCGACCAACCACCUGACCACCAAGGUAGUGGUGCAUAUUAAUAAAUAUGGAUAAAUUACUCAUACGUUUGUCAGUGCAAAGGGAAAGUGAUUCAGCAAAGGAACCGCCACCAAAGAAAUUAAAGCCAGCAUUUCCCCCCCCCUUUUUUUGGGUUAUCAGGUUUCUGACACCUUGCUAAGCACUGGUGGUACUCAAAUAUUUUCAUGUCCUAAAAGUGGUACAAUCUGUGUAAAGGUUGAAAAGUAUUGAGUUAUGGUAUUAAAAAUGGUUUUGUGACCAAUCCUUGCAUUACUGAGUGUCGUAGUAGCCCAUGUUCAUGUAAUCAGGAUUUGGGCACUUUGCAACUGGCAUGCAUUUAGAACUAUGAUAGCAUCCCACAGUUACAUAAUCACCACUGUACAUUUUGUUUGUGACAAGCAGAGUUAAUAGGGAAGGUAAAAGUAAAACUGUAAUGAGAUCUUUUGACUGGCACUUAGCAACUAGCAUGCAGAACCUACCAUCCCCAUGAGAUUCAUAUAAGGAGGGGUUCCCCCCUUAAAAACAGACCGUGAGAGCAGCACUCCUGUCUAGAACAUUGGCCACACCUUUGCUUGUGGAAAACAUGUUUGUGCAGAUAUUCAGCCUUUUUCAGGAUAGCUACUUGUAUGAGCAACCUCUGCUUUGUAUUAUGUAUGUUAUUUUGAACUUUUUGUAAUUUAUAUAAACAAUAUAGAUGAACUGGAUGGAAUAAAAGUACUAUAAAUAUCUGAAA